Messenger RNA from Dermacentor silvarum, 7696 nucleotides. RefSeq names its product protein downstream neighbor of Son (gene hd). Gene Ontology annotation, cellular component: nucleus. The record is from RefSeq and is a predicted model, not a curated record. Gene Ontology annotation, biological process: nuclear DNA replication. The transcript is spliced from 11 exons. The coding region runs from base 208 to 1869 and encodes 553 amino acids. Lineage: Eukaryota; Metazoa; Arthropoda; Arachnida; Ixodida; Ixodidae.
CACCUAUGGUGGCCAGCGUGAACGUUUGUUUGAGGCGGCAGAAUUGGUGUGCUAACGGUUGAUGUGUUGUAACUAUAUUUGCAAACUAUUCAUAAACAGUCUCGCACAAUAAGAUGCUUAGAAACGUUGCCGUGAACAGUGCACCAUCGGUUACACCGCAUCACAAGUGACUCAAAGUUUUCUUGCAAGCCGGGGAACAAAAAAGCCAUGGAAUCCGCCACCUUAAAAGAUGCCGAGAACGCCGCUGCAAAAACGACACAAUGGAUGAAGCCUAAUGAUAUCCUCAAGCUUCGCAAGGCUGGCAGGCGUCGUCUGCAGCCUAGAGCUCUUCAACCAGUUAGCGUGAACGCCAUCAACAGUAGUACAAGUCUCCCCCUGAAGCGUGAAUUAAGCCUCAACCCUUUCCGGUGCCCAGUGCAGAAAAAGCCUCGGUUGGAAGACGUUCACCCCCUGCUGCACCGAACAACAGCACCUCCUACUGUGUCGCCGCAGAGACUCACGGUUACAAAGGUUGCUGUUGACUCCUAUGAUGAUGAAACACGCCACUCUCUGGUGGAUGGCGCAAAGAUUGAACAGACCAAACAGUCGGCAAGACUGCCGGGUCUUCCCCUGGACUGGAGCCUGAAGACACGUCUGCGCUUCUGCUCGGCCAGCCACUUCCCCUGGAGUGGGAGCCUCAAGACGUGCGAGGAGGCCAGUGGGACCACGGGAUUUGUGCGGGGCAUCCACUCUGAGUGCUGCCAGGAGUCUGCAGCUGAGCGAGGGAGCCUGGACAGUAGCCCGCAGGCACGCUUCCACCAGCACUGUCUCGUGUGGAUGCACCCGCACCUGCCCUGGCUGCGGCUGUUUCCCCGCCACGGGGUGAUGGCCAAUGCGUCAGUGUCCAAGGAGGCCACCUCCCUGUUUGCCGACCCCGCCAGCCCUGCCCGGGCGGCUCUACAGGGGGACUGGGCGCAGGGUUUCCGCUCCCUGUACCAGCUCCUGCGUGCCCGCCAGUGCCCCUACUUCUACGUCUGCGCGCCCACAUUCACUGUCUUGUUCCGGGCUGCGGGAGUGGCUGGCUUGGCCGAUCUGCACGCCCUACUGACGCCGACUACACGAGGCCUCAGGCAGGCACUUCGUGACGAAGGGAUUACGUUCAGCAUGCCUCUGUGCUCCAGCCAAGAACAGAUGGAUGAGACAGUAGAUGGUGCCUCACAGUCACCGCCUUCCGAAGCCAAGAGCGACGGUCAAGACGAGAAUGUACCAGAAGAGGAAACAGUGACCUGGUUGGAAAGCUUGGGCCUCAGUCAAGCUGAUUUUCCUUCCCUCAACACGACACGGAACAAAAUGCUGGACGAGAGCAGGGAUGACCGCAGACCUAGGUCGCUGGUAUUUGUCGAGCGGGGAGAGACGCUGGCCCUGUUCAACUUCCUUCUCAACAGCCGCGCCUGUGUCUGCCCAACGGGGCCCCUGGCCGGUGUGCCACCAACGCUCAUUUCACCUGUGGCCUUCCACGGAGCCAGUUUGCGCUCACUCAAGGUGCGUCAAGGCUGGGUCAAGCAAAAUGACACAGAACUACACAUGGUGGAGAUGAGUGGACCUAUCCUUCCCAGUGCUCUGCAUGGCCUGUGUACCCUGUUUGGGAGCAGCCAGGACAGGGGGGCCUUCUCGUUUGUGGCAGCACCCGACACUCCCACGGCAGCCUUCAACGCCUUCCACCCUCAGCCAUCAGCUGCACCUGCUGCUUUCGCAACUGAGGCGCUCAAGGACUGCGGUCUGUCACUGCCCUUUGUGCAGCGGAUGUGCGGGAAACCUGAUGGACCGACACCUGUGCUCACCCGCGUCCAAGUCGAGGACGGCAGCUAUGACAUCUCUGGUUGCCUCUAGCAAUGCCAGCUUUGAGCUGGAGCACUGUUCGAGAAACUCGGUGGUUUUGUUAUCAUUGCUUGUGCCAUUAGGAUUGGGACCGUCAAGGCAGUCAUGAUGCACCAAUUCGAGGCUGUGGGUGUUUGCAAGCAUUGCUUGCUGCCUUUGCAGCUUCUGUGGAGACCCACUUCCGCGCCUGUGAGAUAGGACAGUGUGUGCUUCAUCUCACUGCUUUUUUGCAUUUGGGCUGAGAGACCGACUUCAUGACCAGCCUGAAGACUGGCGAAACAGCACCUUACUGGCCUCUUCGUCAGGACUCGUUUGUUUUAUGCCCAAACACUUGUGUAGGUGACAGUUGGGGAUCGACCACAAGCGUUUUACCGUGUUUUAAAGACUAUGGCACGGGACUUGCUUAGUUGUGAUGCAGGUGUUAUUUGUUUUGUUGGGCUUCAGACCAUCUCAGUAGUUUCCCACAGCAAUGUGAAGGCUACAAAAUCUUCCGAGGCUGUUGUUGCACGGUGCAUAUAGUGUUUGCAAGGAACACUUGGUGCUUGUACCUACGGCAACAAUACACAGAUUGACAUAUGUAGUGAUGUAGGAAUAACCUUUUAUGAGCUAUGGAGAUGCGUCGAACAAUGUCUUCAGAACUUUUAUUUCUUAUGCAAAGGUGCAAGAAUACGAAAUAGUUUUAUAUCUUUGUUGUCUGACAAAUUAGAGAUAAAACUGUCCACCACCGAACAUAUUCUAUUUACAACCUGAGAAACAGUUCAACUCAUGACUGUAGCAACAAAAAGUGAAUAUUUAUUGAAAACAGUAUAGUUUAACAGUGGACGUCGGUAACUGGGUAGUGUGCUGCAUUGUGCCAUAUGACGUCAGGUGUGUUGCCUGCAGUGUCAACGAUGUAUUGCUGGAAAGCCAGUUUGUGUACGAAGGUAGUGAACUAAGAGAGCCCUGGAAAGGACUUUCGGAGCAGAGAGGCCAUAUGUUCUAUUACCAAGAGGGCACCAGCACUUACAAAUGUCGGUGAAUGCUCAUGUACCAUUGGCCUGCCAAGUAUGACCAGGCUGGGGAAGUGCCGUUGGCCAAAAAGCGCUUGCGCAUUAGCAUAGAGAGAAAGUGCAUGAAUAGGGUGGGCGACAUUGACUUCAGUGUGCUGCAGCGUGUUUGCAGCUUCUACCGUAGGAAUGAACUAUGCAUGUUGAUGUUAACUGCAGGGAGUCAUCCCAGGCAUAAGCAGAUGAUAGGGCAUGGAUCAACACAUUCUCGAUGACGUUCACCCUACACGUUGGCCAGCAACAUUUGUAGCCUCUACACUGCUGCUGGGAACUAUGUCGAAUCGAAUACGAAGUAUGCGGGUAUUACAAAUUGUCGGAUAUAAUGAAGUAAAUCUAAAAAGUUUCUUACCAAUAUCCAGCAUUUAAAAGAUAUCUGCUUAUAAUGAAUAUUUGAUAUAUCGAAGGUAUUUUAGUGUUGAAUUGGACUUCGUUACUACGAGAUUCGACUAUACUGGGGUGGAGUGUAGGUGCUUCAUAGUGCCCGUUUUGUUUUGUCAUAAAUUUGUGUCAUGCGAGAGGCAAUACUGGUAAAAUGUUAAUGGUAUUUAUGUGGGCGACAUGUGCUGGUUGAAUGUAGUGUCUGGUACUUGCAGCGUGUGUGGGAAGCUCUUGUCAUGUGGUGUGAUGCUCUGUUGCACUUUGUGUGGCUCUGAGAAACUUGCCUGCAGUGCUGUGUUGAUCACCAUUUGUCAAAGCUUUGCUCUACCUGAUGGCUACUGUGUACAUUUUGAAUUUUGUGUGUUCAGCAUUGAGCAUUUUUUAUCAAUGUAACAUUGCGAGCAGCUUUUGUUAGUUUAAAGAGUGACAAGUAGCUUUUUAUUGCUAUAGAAAUUAUAUGGACACUCCAAAGAGGAUUUAUGCUGUCGCCGUCGCCAUGAGGUUCCGUAUUAUGUCGAUGGCGAUGAAAUCGGCACCGCGCUCCGGACGCUGUAUGUGUGAGUGAAAAGGCGCGAGGGACGCGUGCCUUCACGUGGAGCGAACGCACGCCCGAGAGCAAACGCGCGUUCUGCGCCGUGCUCCCUGAAGGGCUGCAGAAUUAUGCGUCUCUUUCUUCCUUUACAAUCGCCAUAUAUAGAGAGCAAACGCGACUUGCGAUAGCAAAUUGGUAGAGAGCUAUACGGAGUAAGGAUAGUAAUUUUAUCAGCUGCAUAAACUAGGACAUGCAGCAGCACCAGCAAUGUGCAGACCUUCUGCGCGACAAACCGUCACGCAGAAGGCUGUGGGGGGACGGGAGGGAGGGGAGGCGACGUUUAGCUGCGGCACCAAAUGCGUAUUUAAAUAAAAACGUUGCGAGGCAAGAAGGUGGGUAAGAUUUCCGACGCAGCUCGACGAGUGUCUCAUUCUGAUCUCGUCAAAAACGUCCGAGCCGCCCCCAGAGGCACAGGCAACAGUCACCAAUGCCGCGCGCGUUUGGUGUGAACGCAGGCAAAACGCCGACAACGCCGACACCGUCGACGACAGUUCUGUGUGUUGCUGGUGUUGCUGCAUGUCCUAGUUUAUACAGCUGAUAAAAUUACUAUCCUUACUCCGUAUAGCUCUCUACUAAUUUGCUAUUGCAAUUGAUGCUUUGCCUUUCGGGUGAAACUGCGACAAUUUUUUUCUUUUUGCAAUCAGUUGUCUAUGGUAAAACUUGAACCACAGGUUGCUUCAUUGCGUUUUUUGCUUUGUAGUAACGUUGGGUCAUUUUUGUGCAGUUGCAUGGCGUGAGCAGGCAUUAUUACUGGGUAGGGGAUGAAGUCACGAUGGUGUUUGUUCUAGAAAGCUUUCACAGUGAUUGCCCCCAUAUUGAAUGUACGUACAUGCAGCAGUGCUCAGAAUAUCGAGACUGUCUUAUAGGCAACGUGUGACGCAGGUCUGCAGCUGUUUUGUUGUGGAAAACCAAGUGAAUUGAGAGCCUGUAUGUGGGUGAUUAGAUGAGGUAGUGGAUUUUAUUUGUCAUGAUAGCUCAUGUGGAAUGCAAAAGACAGAAAGAGGAAUCAAAAGAAUUUUGCUGAGAUCUGUGCAGGUUUCAGCUGCUACACAUCAGAGUGAAAAGCUGCCAGUAUAUUUAUGGUUUACAGCUGCACUGCUCUACCUUACCUUUGGCAAAGGAGUCAACGACAGCACUUAACCCCUUCCGUGCUGUGCCAUUAUCGCGAUUGCUGACCAAAAGGGGCCAAAUUAUUAUUAAAAAUUUCAAAUUCCAAAAUGUUUUAGUUCCUCGGAAAGAAUAAAUUUGUUUCUGCUUGCGUGCUGUCCUAUGAAUUGUGUGUUGCCAUCUACCUAAAGCACUAAGCACCAAGACGAAUGUAGGCUUGUCCAUGACAUUGCUAGAAAAUACAAAGUACUGUUGUCGAGCCGAGCUCGUCCUUGGCCAUUUUUACCGGAAAAGCAUGGAUGAACCCAACUUGUCCAAGGUGCGGAAAGGUUUAAGGUACAAGGCAACCCACUGUGGUCACUAAUUGGCACGAGGUCACAGUUUCAAUUUCCAGCCAUGGUUGCUGCAUUGCAAUGGAAAAAUGCUUUUGUUCUUGAAUUUUGGUGUCCAGUUAAAUUUCAACCCUAGGUUGAAAUUUAACCGGAGCCCCCCCCCCCCCACUACGGCAUUCCUCAUUGCCCAUGUGUUGCUUGGGUUGAAGUUGAACACAAUAAUUUGAUUUCGAUAAGAGUGCAAGGUCCGCAAGUUGUGUGUGUGCCAUAUUGUAAAGGUUUUGCACGUGCAUACACAAAAACGGGCUAGACCGACGCUGAGUGCGACCAAAGACUUGUUCGCUGUAAAUAGAAUGUGCGAGGGCAUGUAGACAGCUACCACUGGUGUCUGCUGAAGGCGUUGCACAAUGCCGACUCUUGCUCACUAGUGAAUGAAAGAGGAGGCUUGCGGUUGUGCUAUUACACUAGGGAAUGCUAUGCGAUGGACAUCGUAACUUGCUCCUUCAAGGUAGACAGUUUAAUUGUCAAGGCAGGGAACAAGCUGCAAGCGUUUGGUAUGUCCUCCCUUCAAGGCAAGUGGCACAGUAGGCUUGCAAGAGAAGAGCAGUAGUCAUCCAAAUGGGGACGGAACGGAAAUGCAGCGCCAAGAGUUUGUAAGCAAAGUGAAGUGGCUUUGAACUCGAGCACAAAGAAAUGUGGAGGCUAGCCGGUUAUGGCAGAGAAAGUGAAGCAGGCCAAACUAAGGUCUGGGAGGGAGAACUUUAAAACGGUGCAGAUGUUCAUGGUAAGACCGUGACUAUGACCAGCAAGACCGUGAGUAUGAGAAUAGUACUUUUAGUGUGGUGGUGUGGCAUGCCAAAAGGUUUGGUGCUGAACUUUAUGGACGACUAUUUCCUUACAAUUGCAAGUCUUCCUUUAUUAUAAGCCUGUUCUGAAUAUUGAGGUAUUGUAUUUCAUUGGUGUAGUUAAGUAGUGUGAUGCAUUAUUACCUUAUGUGAAAUGACGACCCAUCUGGCUUUCGUGUUUUAAAUAAAAAUUGUCACCUUACUUUUUACGUCUAACCUCCUGAUGCAAAUUUCACAAGUUUGCUUGAUAUGUAUGUAGCUGAUUGUUUAAAAAGGAAGACACAAUUAUGAUUCAUUAUACCAACACUCAUCCGUGUUAUGUCUGUGUAGGCUUGUGUGCAUCUGUUUGUGUUGUCACGACAUUGUUGCUGAGGUUGCGUGGUCAUCCAGUGUAAUUUGUCCCCUCGUGACAGUUGUGCGAUUGUAAAAUGUGUGCUGGUGUUAGCGUCGUUGUGGUUUUAAUGGUACAUGCGGUUGGCUGAAAUCGAGCGCUCUGAACAUAUUAAUUUGUUGUUUUUUUUUUUCAGACUGUUACCCUCCGACUCUUUGUGCUUGAAUGUUUUCCCCACCGUCACCCUCAUAGCAUGACCGAGAUCCACUCUUGUUCCGGUCACAUGGCUGCUGCAGCUUUUGUUGUUGGCGUGCCAGCUGUUCUUUUAGAACAGAAGCAGCUCCGACACUUUUUUUGCUUCCAGCAUCUGAUCGCUCUGGCGAGCUGGUGAACAUUCGUCUCGGACAUGGUUUCUCCGACUCCAAUCUAGAGUGGGCUCCGCAUUGUUACGGUCAAAGUCGGAAAGCAGUAAGAACCAACCGUAUGUACCUUAAGAUGACGUGGAGGUGUUAUUCAGCUGAUUGUGUUUGUAACUUUAGUUAUUUGUGUCAAUUUUGAAUGCAAGUGUUUAUAGUACACAAUUUUAUUCUAUUCCUUUUUUUUUUUAUACGCCUGUGAUUCCAUGGUUGUUUAAAAUGGCGGUUGGCUCAUGGAACAGCCAGUCAUAGUUCAACAAUGGUCUCCUUUACCAGACGACUGGCAAGGGAAUUUGCAAGCACUGCCUUAAGUGACAUUGUAUAAAGAUCAUCAGUACAACCAGUGCUGUUUUAUUUCCAUCAUCUUUAAUCAUUUUGCGUGUGAGCACUCGGGAAGUCUUACACAUUCAGCAUACUUCACAUAGCCAUUUUCGGGCUUUACGCCUUAGUGUCUCUUUGACUCAUCAUCACGGGCUGUCUGAGGCUGCCUGCUUUCAGCCUGGUGUAUGCAAUGUUUCGGGUAGUCUUGUACGACAAAACGAAGGGAUUCUUGGAGUAAAGGCACUCAUAUUUUGCUAGAAUGUGUUUUUGUCGAUUUGUAACUUGAAAAGCAGUCCUGCAUCAUGAACUCAUCACAUGACGAAAAUGUAGUUAGUCUUCUUUUGUUCUGGCUUCACUUCAUCCCCUCAUGUUGCACUUUUCACCUUCUCAGCACUGAUGGGUAUGUUUGGGUGGGAGUUUUCUACUGUUUUGUUUACAGCAUAUGUGGACAGAAAUAAACUAUUUAUUUUC